This is a messenger RNA of Conger conger (European conger), 1280 nucleotides long. Its product is annotated as apoptosis-associated speck-like protein containing a CARD. The transcript has 3 exons. Gene Ontology annotation, biological process: regulation of apoptotic process. The coding region runs from base 33 to 614 and encodes 193 amino acids. Lineage: Eukaryota; Metazoa; Chordata; Actinopteri; Anguilliformes; Congridae. The record is from RefSeq and is a predicted model, not a curated record.
UUUUAAGAUUUGCAUGCGCCUGGUAGUACAGUAUGCCAAAGACUGUUAGAGAGCGUAUUAUCGAAGCGUUGGACAAUCUCUCCUCCGACAACUUACUUCGAUUUAAGCACAAACUGAGUGAACUGAAGAUUAUCGGAUAUGGUCUGAUUGAAAACGAGACGACCGUGCAGAUCACGCGAAGGCUAGUUAGCAAGUUUACGACGAGCCGCGCUAUCGCUGGCACUGCUGAAGUCCUGAGGGCGAUAGAGUUACACGACGAAGCGGAAGAGUUAGAAAACGAUCGGGCGCCAGUCGCGGGAGCAGAGCGCCCGCCUGGAAGCGCCACGAGCUCCAACACCGAACUGACGGAAGGUGACCAUUUUGUGGACAAGAACCAAGUUCAGCUGAUUAAGAGGGUGACCGCAGUGAAAUCCAUUCUAGAUCACCUUCUUCAUAAGAAAUUCAUCGUCUCUGAAAUGUACAGCCUGAUUCUAUGCGAAAAAACAUCUGAAGACCAAAUGAGGAAGCUUAUGCAUGAUGUCAUUUUCCGAAUUGGAGAGAAGGCAAAAGAUGAGCUGGUCAAGAUUCUGGAAACGGAAGAACUGUACCUGAUGGGAGACCUGAGAGGGAAUUAACCCCACCUCUGUCACAUUACAGCUGCAGGAUAUGAGGAAAACAUGCAAUAACAUUGGUGAUUAUUGUGAUUAUGAUAUGCCUUUAACAAAACACCCCUCAUACAAUGGCUAUAGAGAUGUUUGUUGAGCAGCUAAUAGUUCUCCGGGAACAGGGUUGGGCAGCCCUGCUCUAGCUGUUGAAUGAGCUGUGCUUUGUUAGGAGUUGAAGUGAUAACCUUCUGGAUGGUCGAUCUCCAGGAGCAGGGUUGGGGAGCCCUGUUCAAUGGCACCAGCGAAGGCUGGAGCACAGUUGACUGCGUCUUUGUUGCCAUUGUCUUCUUCGUAAGGCACCUGGUUCCAUUUCUGCACUGCCAGUCACUUCUGUGCGUAGACCAGGCAGAACACCAGGCCCGGCAGAGCAGGGAGAGUAGCAAAUUAACUUUAUGGACAGAUGUUCUGGAAUCUCUACACUCAACACACAAAGCUUUUCAAACCAAACAACUAAUUUAGUGCCCUGCACUGCUUCAACAUCUGGCAGAUGGUGCUGAUCUAAUGUCUCUGCUAAGAAAGUGAUUCACUGAAUUAUUCCUUUUGAAAAUAUUUCACGUUUUUCUACCUGCUUUUUUCUCAGUACGCAGACGUACAUUUUAUAAUGUUUCAUAAUUAAAAAGAUUGACAAAUCAAUAA